AACCGGAGUGAAGGGCGCAUUUUCAAACGAUCCCGGUUUCCUGUUUAAGAAAACAGGGAAUGCCGAGCUGCUGAGUGUGCUCGCGCCCGGGCGGCGUCUCCCAAGCCGGAGGGAGACUUCAUUGGUGAAAAGUCGGCCUAUGGUGUUCGCGCGUGGCCCGGCUAAGUUUACACAAAUGUUGGAACUCUUUUCCUUAUGGGGUAAAGCAGAUGACAUUUUGAAUGGAGACCGUGACAAAGAACAGAAAGACCCUUAUUUUGUAGAGACACCCUAUGGUUAUCAACUAGACUUAGAUUUCCUUAAAUACGUGGAUGACAUACAGAAGGGGAACACCAUCAAGAAACUUAACAUCCAGAAGAGGAGGAAGCCAUCUGUGCCAUGCCCAGAACCCAGGGCCGCACCUGGUGUAUGGACUUCCACGGAAUCCCUCUCAUCUUCCAAUAGUGAUGACAAUAGGCAGCAGUGUCCCAACUUCCUUCUAGCCAGAAGCCAAGUUACAUCAACUCCAGUUCCAAGGCCACCUGCCCCUCUGGAGACCUCACCCCCUUUUCUUACCAUCCCAGAAAAUCGACAGCUGCCACCUCCCUCACCACAACUCCCAAAGCACAAUCUUCAUGUCACCAAGACACUGAUGGAGACCCGAAGAAGACUGGAACAGGAGAGAGUCACCAUGCAGAUGACACCGGGUGAGUUCAGAAGGCCCAGGCUGGCCAGUUUUGGAGGCAUGGGCUCCACGAGCUCCCUCUCCUCCUUUAUGGGUUCUGGAAACCACAAUCCUGCCAUGCACCAGCUUCAGAAUGGAUACCACGGUAAUGGUGAUUAUGGUGGCUAUGCCCCGGCUGCUGCCACCACGUCCUCCAUGGGGAGCUCCAUCCGCCACAGUCCCCUGAGCUCGGGGAUCUCCACCCCAGUGACUAAUGUGAGCCCCAUGCACCUGCAGCACAUCCGCGAGCAGAUGGCCAUCGCCCUGAAACGCCUGAAGGAGCUUGAGGAGCAGGUGCGAACCAUCCCUGUGCUCCAGGUGAAGAUCUCAGUCUUGCAAGAGGAGAAAAGGCAGUUGGCCUCCCAGCUGAAAAACCAAAGGGCUGCAUCACAGAAUGAUAUCUGUGGCAUGAGGAAGCGGUCUUACAGUGCAGGGAAUGCCUCGCAGCUGGAACCGCCCUCCCGGGCCCGGAGAAGCAGCGGGGAAUUGUACAUUGACUACGAGGAAGAAGAAAUUGAGAGCGUAGAGCAGAGCACGCAGAGGAUAAAGGAGUUCCGACAGCUCACUGCGGACAUGCAGGCCCUGGAGCAGAAGAUCCAGGACAGCAGCUGUGAGGCCUCCGCAGAGCUCAGGGAGAAUGGAGAGUGCCGGUCUGUGGCUGUGGGUGCCGAGGAGGACAUGAAUGACAUUGUUGUAUACCACAGAAGCUCCAGGUCCUGUAAGGACGCAGCCGUGGGGACAGUCAUUGAAACGAGGAAUUAUGGGGUCAGUGUGACAGAGGCCAUGCUCGGAGUGACUACUGAAGCUGACAAAGAAAUUGAGCUGCAACAGCAGACCAUAGAAGCCUUAAAGGAAAAGAUCUACCGCCUGGAAGUACAGCUUAAAGAAACCACCCACGACCGGGAGAUGACUAAAUUAAAACAAGAACUUCAGGCUGCUGGAUCGAGGAAAAAAGUUGACAAAGCCAUGAUGGCCCAGCCGCUUGUUUUCAGCAAGCUGGUGGAGGCAGUGGUGCAGACCCGAGACCAAAUGGUUGGCAGUCACGUGGAUGUGGUGGACACGUGUGUCGGGACCUCUGUGCAAACCAAUAGUGUAGGCGUCUCCUGCCGGCCUCAGUGUAAGGAGAAAGUCUCGGGGCCCGAGCUGCCCAUGAAUCGGUGGAUUGUUAAGGAGAGGGUAGAAAUGCAUGACCGUUGUACCGGGAGGUCUGUGGACUGGUGUGACAAGAGUGUGGGUGUGGAAGUCAGCGUCUGUGAAACAGGCAGCAACACAGAGGAGUCUGUGAAUGACCUGACACUCCUCAAGACGAACUUGAAUCUCAAAGAAGUGCGAUCUAUCGGUUGUGGAGAUUGUUCUGUUGACGUGACUGUCUGCUCUCCAAAGGAGUGCACCUCCCGGAGCGUGAACACUGAGGCUGUUGGCCAGGUGGAAGCUGCUGUCAUGGCAGUGCCUCAUACCACCAGCCAGCACACCAGUACGGUUUUGGAACAGGUGAACCAGUCCACCAACACCGAGAUGGCCACCCUCGUAGAAUCUUGCACCAACACUUCCCUAAGCUCUCUGGACAAGCAGACCAGCACCUACACCGUGGAGAUGCGGACGGUGGCUGUAGGAGAAGGUCGAGUCAAGGACAUCAACUCCUCCACCAAGAUGCGGUCCAUUGGUGUUGGAACACUGCUUACUGGCAAUGCUGGGUUUGACAGGCCAUCAGCUGUGAAGACCAAAGAGUCGGGCGUGGGGCAGAUAAAUGUUAACGACAACUAUCUGGUUGGUCUGAAAAUGAGGACCAUAGCUUGUGGGCCUCCGCAGUUGGCUGUGGGGCCACCAGCCAGCAGGAGGAGCGUGGGUGUUGGGGAUGAGCCCGUAGGGGAGGUCCUGGAGAACCCCCCAGCCCAGGCUCCAUCUGGGAUGACUGGCUUGGAUCACUACAUUGAACGUAUCCAGAAACUGUUGGCAGAGCAGCAAACACUGCUGGCUGAGAACUAUAGUGAACUGGCAGAAGCUUUUGGGGAGCCUCACUCCCAGAUUGGCUCCCUCAAUUCACAGCUCAUCAGCACCCUGUCAUCCAUCAACUCUGUCAUGAAGUCUGCAAGUGCCGAAGAGCUGAGGAACCCUGACCUCCAGAAAGCCAAUCUGGGUAAAAUCACAGGAAGUAAUUUGGAAUAUACCUGUAAGUGUGGAAGCCUUCAGUCAAGAGGGCCAUUAAGCACCCAGAUAUCCCAGCCUGAGCAAGAGGUGGGGACCACGGAUGGAAAGGCCCUCAGCAGCCAGGACACCUUCCCCACCGAGGAGUGUGCACUGUCUGCAGUGAACCUGACAGAUGACCAGAUAGCCGCUGGCCUCUACGUAUGUACAAAUAAUGAAAGUACGCUGAAGUCCAUCAUGAAGAAGAAAGAUGGUAACAAAGAUUCAAACGGCACGAAAAAGAAUCUUCAGUUUGUUGGCAUUAAUGGAGGGUAUGAAACAACUUCAAGUGAUGAUUCCAGCUCAGAUGAAAGCUCUUCUUCCGAGUCAGAUGACGAGUGUGAUGUCAUUGAAUAUCCUCCUGAAGAAGAGGAGGAGGAGGAGGAAGAGGAUGAAGACACUCGGGGAAUGGCAGAAGGGCACCAUGCAGUUAAUAUUGAAGGUUUCAAGUCUGCCAGGGUGGAAGAUGAAAUGCAGGUUCAAGAAUGUGAACCUGAGAAGGUGGAGAUCAGAGAGAGGUAUGAGUUAAGUGAAAAAAUGUUGUCUGCAUGCAACUUACUGAAAAAUAAUAUAAAUGACUCCAAAGCUUUGAGCAGCAAAGAUAUGAGGUUCUGUCUGAACACCCUCCAGCACGAGUGGUUCCGCGUGUCCAGUCAGAAAUCAGCUGUUCCAGCCAUGGUGGGGGACUACAUAGCUGCUUUUGAGGCUAUCUCCCCAGACGUCCUCCGCUACGUCAUCAACAUGGCUGAUGGCAACGGCAACACAGCCCUCCACUAUAGCGUGUCCCACUCCAACUUUGAGAUUGUGAAGCUGCUUUUGGACGCUGGUAUGUUGGCUGCACCCAUCUCUUCUCUAACAGCCCUUAGGUCAUGACUCAUCUCAAAAAAGCUGGUUGAGCCACUCCUGAAUUCUCUGACCACCCUAAAAUCCUUUUCAUUGCUUUUCCUUAUGCGUUGACAAGAGUAUUAUUGAGACAUUCAUGGGAGGUUUGAAGUUUACAUAAAACUGGGUGACACAGAUUCCAGAUUGGUUUUGAAAGGAGGUUUUGAGGAUAUUCUUGCUGCAGUUCAGUUGUGUUCAAGUGAGGUGUAUCCCUGGUAAUAAACAUGACUCACGUUCUUUCCUGAGCUGAGUCAUGCAGCCUUGGCUGGUUUGCUCCCAGGAGGCAAAGGGCUGCUCAUAGGCCCAGAGUCAUAACGUUGGUGCUUGUGGAGCAGUCUGUCCUUGCUCCAUGACCACCAUCCUAUGGUCCUGCAGCAGUAGGGGACUCAAGAUGGACACCAGGCCAAGCCACUGUAGCAGAUCAUGGUAGAAUCACCACCAUUCUUGCUAAAACAUACUGUUACUGAGGGAGCAAUAUAGAGGAAACGAGUGUUAUAUGUGAACAAUGAUAGUGAGAAUAGUGAAAAUUUGCUAUCCCAGAAUGUCACCAGCAGCUAUACUAAA
Messenger RNA from Microcebus murinus (gray mouse lemur), 4333 nucleotides. The record is from RefSeq and is a predicted model, not a curated record. NCBI's taxonomy places the organism in Eukaryota, Metazoa, Chordata, Mammalia, Primates, Cheirogaleidae.